GUUAAAAUCACUUUACCAGUUUUAAACAUGAAGAUUAUGGCAACAAACAAACAGGUGUCAAAAUUGUUUCCUUGCAGCUUAACAAGACAAAGUUUUAAACAAUGAGAAUCAGGUGCAAAUGGCAUAUCUUAACAAACAUGUCAACUGUUUCAAAUAAAAGGCUGUGUCCUGUCCAAAAUCAGUAUCAGUUUCUGAUACCUCUCAUCAGUCAACAGUCUAUUUACAAAACAACUAUCAAUAUCUCCAAGGCAACGACAACAGAUAUCAUGGCAAAACAAGUAUCCUGGGAGAUGUUUGAUGACAACACAACUGACAAGAGGAUGCAAAUCCAGGAAAAAUAUCCAACACCACAAGUUAAUAAAAGAGCUAAAAAUCGCCGUUCAUCUAUUGGGAAACUGUUUAACGUAGUGAAACAUGCAGCAGUCAGACUUCAAAAUAAAAUGCAAGCUGAUGGUAUAAGGAAACUAAGUGAGAAUAUUGAGGAAAUAGUUCAACGUGGAAUCUCAUCAUCAAUGGAGAGUUUAGAUGCUGACAAUGAUGACAUCACAAACAAUGGCAAAUGUGCACACCCUGCGAAAAAGAACAAGGUCAGCAAUGGAACACUGAAUGAUCUCCUCGAUUUCGCAGAUGAGUUUAUUGCACCAGGUGAAAAUGGAUACAUCGCACCUAUCGGGGCUCCAACCACGAACUAUGAUGACAUCAUCAGAGAGGAAUCGCACCCUAAUAAGCUUCAUGCUGUUUAUUUGCAGUAUGAUGAUGAUGAUUUGAAGCUUCAUUUUGAGAACAAUACAGACAUCGAUUUUUGCGAGUUUGAAACAUCAAAGGUUUUCUGUAUUCUGAACCAAUACACUCAAGAAAACUGUUCCUGUGGAAUGAACACUCAACAAUCUGGAAAGUCUCAAAGUCUCGGUAAAACCAAGAUUAUGAAUGGAGUUAAACAUACAGCAUUUUAAACACUGGAUAAAACUGCUAAUGAAUUGCCAAAUUGUAAAUAAAUGUUACAUUGUAAAUUGUAAAUAAUCAUUAAAUAUAAAUAAAAUCUUAUACUAUUUUAUAUAAAACAACUUGUUUUGUUUCUACAAAUGUCUAAGAAGUACAUUUAUGAAGUGUAUUCUCUCCUUUUGGCAAAAUAUACACCCAUGAUAUGACAUGAUGUCAUAUACAGUAAAACCUGUAUUAUAAACACCUCUCCCUCUUGUGAAAAGCUUAUCUAGUGAAUGCUGUCUCUAGUAGACACACUUCCUCCACACAUACCCUUUUGAAUUCUGUGUAAAUUACCCUCUCUAAGUCUAUAUAGUGAACACCUGUCUCUAAUAGACCCCCUUCUUCCACACAUACCCUAUUGACUUCUACAUAUAAAUUACCCUCUCUAAAGUGAACACCUACCAACAAUGAAUGUUUUUUCUUGGUAAAAAAAUGUUCAAUAUAUCUAUAUAUUCUCUCCAUUUGGCAAAAUUUACUCAUGAUGUGACAUGAUGUCAUAUACAGUAAAAUCUGUCUUAUAAACACCUCUCUCUAGUGAAAACCUUAUCUAGUGAACAUUUGUCUCUAGUAGACACUUUCUCGAAAUAUACUCUAUUCACUGGUGAUCCGCUCGAUCACGCUGGUUACUGAAAAGGUACGAUUUUUUU
Messenger RNA from Owenia fusiformis, 1631 nucleotides. NCBI's taxonomy places the organism in Eukaryota, Metazoa, Annelida, Polychaeta, Sabellida, Oweniidae. The record is from the annotation of a GenBank genome assembly.